Messenger RNA from Drosophila ficusphila, 754 nucleotides. Its product is annotated as kunitz-type serine protease inhibitor-like. The coding region runs from base 427 to 675 and encodes 82 amino acids. NCBI's taxonomy places the organism in Eukaryota, Metazoa, Arthropoda, Insecta, Diptera, Drosophilidae. The transcript is spliced from 2 exons. Gene Ontology annotation, molecular function: serine-type endopeptidase inhibitor activity. The record is from RefSeq and is a predicted model, not a curated record.
AAUCUAUUCUAUCAGACUUCACAGUUGUGGCAAUCGCUAGGGCUUCCGACAGACUUGCGAGGAGGCCUGUCUCCCAAGUUAGUGAUCAAUUUAAAGUGACUGUGAAAUUAAACGAACUAUUUUCAAAAUAGAACAUAACAUAAUAUAAUGAAAUAUAUACACCUUUCACAGUUCAUUAGUUAUGAAGAACCAAGCCAUUCAAAGACUUCUAACUAGAUCUACCCUAUAUUCGAUACUUGAUCUAACAAUAAUUUGCCAGUUUCACGGGCACUUGUUAAUGAACCGAAAGUCGAUGAGCAUAUCGAUAAGAUCCCAGCCGAUUCGCUCCGGAUCGGGCGUAUAAUAUAUAACCUAGAGCUACGGUUUCGAUUGUCCUUAGUCGCUGAACGAGAGCUGCGAAGGAUUGUCCUACCAACCGAAAUCAGAAUGAAGUUCAUUGCCACUGUCUGUGUGCUGUUCGCCCUGCUGGAAAUUGCCCUUGGCCUCAAGGAUCCUGUCUGCGGACUGCCCCCAUAUGCUGAUGGUAUCGGCCGUAAAUAUUGCCUCGCCUCCAAACCCUCGUUCAGCUACCAUGCCGAUAGCAACUCCUGCAAGGGCUGGGUCUACGGAGGAUGUGGAGGCAACGACAACCGAUUCCGCCUCAGGGAGUCCUGCGAGCAGAAGUGCAAGGAGUAAUGAUCCGGAACCCAAUUCGAAACUUAUACGGAAAUGCACUAUGCCGAAUAAAAGACCUUUCAAUAGAUGACAAGACUAA